AUGGCUUUGGAGGUUUUUGGGGAAGGGGAAGCUCUGUGGGCGAGGGUGGUUAAAUCUCUAUAUGGGGAGCUUGUGUGGGGGAAGAGGGGGAAUGUUCGGUGGCGGGAAGAGGUGGGCAGAAAGGGUGGUGGCAGAAAAUUGUGGAUAGGGGAGGAGGGAGGGGCGAUUAAAAGGCUGGUCGGUGAGAGCGGGUUUUGGGAGGGAGAGUUGUGGGUGUGGGCGGUGGAGUGGAUGCGGGAGUUAAGGGAGAGGGAGAAAGGGCAGGUGGAGGAACUUUUGCUGGUGGUUUCUGAUUUUGCUCCCUGUACAGGUUUAACCGAGGGAUGGAGAUGGAAGGCGACACCAGAUGGUUUUUUCACAACCAAGUCGGCAUAUGAUCUUUUGGCGGCAACAAGAGAGGAGCAACAAGUACAGCCUUUGGAGAUGGCUAAGGUUUGGAAGGCCCCAACACCGCAUAAAGCCAAGGUGACUGCAUGGAGAUGCCUUAGAAACAGAUUGGCAACCUGCGAUAAUUUGAGAAGAAUAAAUAUUCAGAUCGGCGUGGAGGAGAGAUGGUGCAACGCCUGUGUUUCAAGCGAGGAGACGACAGAACACCUGUUCCUUCAUUGCCCGAAAGCAGCGGCGGUUUGGGACCAGAUUUAUCAAUGGCUUGACAUCAAAACGGCAAAUCCUAGAAGUAUCCUACAACACUUCAUUUCAUUCAUUGCUGCUGGAAAAAGGAAGAAAGACAGGAGAUUGCUCAAAGCGUUGUGGAUGGGAACAGUGUGGUUGUUCUGGGAAAGCUGA
Salvia miltiorrhiza (redroot sage) is the source of this 786-nucleotide messenger RNA. RefSeq lists its product as uncharacterized. Bases 1 to 786 code for a protein of 261 amino acids. The transcript is spliced from 2 exons. The record is from RefSeq and is a predicted model, not a curated record. NCBI's taxonomy places the organism in Eukaryota, Viridiplantae, Streptophyta, Magnoliopsida, Lamiales, Lamiaceae.